CUCUUUUUAAUCAAAUGUUUCAAAGAACAGUCAAAAAGUUUCUUAGAUAAAAGACGAAGACAGAAUUGUGUUAUGAUUAUUAUCAUUUUGUUGUUAAUCUCUUGCUUGUGUUCUCUAAAUGUAGGGCAGAUGCUCAAGAGAGAACUGCAAGUAUCUCCAUCCUCCGUCACACUUGAAAACCCAGUUGGAGAUAAACGGCCGCAACAAUCUCAUCCAGCAGAAGACGGCGGCGGCUGUGCUGGCUCAGCAGAUGCAGCUCAUGAUCCCUGGAGCCGGUCUGCAGCCUAUGGCAACAUUUCCUGUAACGCAGGGACUCGGCACGAACACCAGUCUUGGUUAUGGGUCUUACAUCACACAACUGAACCCUGGCGUGAGCCUCAUUCCCCCAGACAUCCUCUCCAGCACCCCGGUUCUGGUCUCAGGUAGCCCAGGUGUCCCAGUUCAGUGCUCCUCCUCCUCUUCAUCCUCCUCUACUUCUUCUCCAUCGCAGAAGCUUCAGCGCACUGACAAAUUAGAGGUUUGUGCUUGAUAAGUUGUCACCAAA
This is a messenger RNA of Oryzias melastigma (Indian medaka), 544 nucleotides long. RefSeq names its product muscleblind-like protein 2a. The record is from RefSeq and is a predicted model, not a curated record. Bases 251 to 529 code for a protein of 92 amino acids. Lineage: Eukaryota; Metazoa; Chordata; Actinopteri; Beloniformes; Adrianichthyidae. The transcript is spliced from 2 exons.